Acanthosepion pharaonis is the source of this 492-nucleotide messenger RNA. Lineage: Eukaryota; Metazoa; Mollusca; Cephalopoda; Sepiida; Sepiidae. The record is from the annotation of a GenBank genome assembly.
AUGAAGAAAGGAGAAUAUACCUUUUUUCUUUCUUUCUGUCUUUCUUUCUUUCUUUUUUCUUUCUCUCUCUCUAUUUCUUUCUUUCUUUCUUUUUUUUUUUUCUUUAUUUCUUUCUUUCUUUCGUUUUUAUCAGACUGCUCCUAUAUAUUUAUCAAUGCCUGUUCUAAUCCGCUGUUUUCAACGGCUUCUGACAUACUUCAAAUCUAUCUAUCUAUCUAUCUAUCUAUCUAUCUAUCUAUCUAUCUAUCUAUCUAUCUAUCUAUCUAUCUAUCGUGUGUUCACAUCUAUCUAUAUAUCUGUCAUAGUGUGUUCAUAUCUAUCUAUCUAUCUAUUGUGUGCUCACAUCUAUAUAUCUGUCAUAUUGUGUUCAUAUCUAUCUAUCUAUCUAUCUAUCUAUCUCAGUCUGUUCACAUCUAUCUAUCUAUCUAUCUAUCUAUCUAUCUAUCUAUCUAUCUAUCUAUAUUAUAUAUGUACUGUGUGUGUGUGUCAUAA